This is a messenger RNA of Drosophila kikkawai, 573 nucleotides long. RefSeq lists its product as uncharacterized. The record is from RefSeq and is a predicted model, not a curated record. Gene Ontology annotation, cellular component: extracellular region. Gene Ontology annotation, molecular function: chitin binding. NCBI's taxonomy places the organism in Eukaryota, Metazoa, Arthropoda, Insecta, Diptera, Drosophilidae.
AUGUUAAGCAUGCUGCCAAAACUUAUUAUACUAUUGCUGCUAGUUAAUAUCCUGACAGCACUGCCAGCUUCGGAAUUAAAGAUCCAGGGCUCUGAGGAUGCUUGGAGCGUAGAAAAAGCCUGCAGCGAAGUAACAGCGACCACCAUAAUGGCAAAUCAGGAUGAUCCCACAUGCAGGAGUUACGUAACUUGUUCUUUCAUCAAUGGACAAGUUAGGGGGCUAAUAUAUACUUGCAAGAAUGGAUGGUAUUUUGAUGUCAACCUUAAGAUUUGCGGAACCGCAAAGCCAGAUGGUUGCGUGGAGGCAGAAACUACAACCACAACAACGACUACGACAACAACAACAACAACAACGACUACGACAGCAGUGCCCUGGACCAAGGAGGCAACCUGCGCGGAUAUUACCAAAACUGAGAUGUUUGCCAACGAAGACGAUCCCACCUGCAAGAGUUAUGUAUAUUGUUAUAUUCCCAACGGAACCAUCGUGGCUUUGAUAAAGAAUUGCAAGGCAAACCAAUAUUAUGACACCUCUUUAAGAGUUUGCGUCGGAACCAAACCCGAUUAUUGUACGUAA